Messenger RNA from Saccostrea echinata, 3642 nucleotides. Its product is annotated as single-minded homolog 2-like. Gene Ontology annotation, biological process: regulation of transcription by RNA polymerase II. NCBI's taxonomy places the organism in Eukaryota, Metazoa, Mollusca, Bivalvia, Ostreida, Ostreidae. The transcript is spliced from 10 exons. Gene Ontology annotation, molecular function: RNA polymerase II transcription regulatory region sequence-specific DNA binding; DNA-binding transcription factor activity, RNA polymerase II-specific; protein dimerization activity. Bases 475 to 2595 code for a protein of 706 amino acids. The record is from RefSeq and is a predicted model, not a curated record.
UCGAAAGAGAAAGGAAAAAAUAAGAAACACUUCGAAUAUUCCAAAUUCAUUCGAAAAUUGGACACAGAAAUAAUAUAUUUGUCCAUAUGUUAGAUGGUGACUGUUAGAAGCUUCUGAGCCAACUACGAGAGAUCGGAGGGUCCCUGAGACGAAAUAUAAACUCUUAUGCGUGCUUAAUCGCGAGUCUGUGACACGAUUUGCGGGAGUUUCAUUUACACUUCUUCGGGAGCUGAAAGCACGUUCCUGUGUGUAUAUUCCUGGGUUUGAACAAUAACUUCACGGUUUGAGCAUUACCAAUAGACUCUUAACUGUGCGUGAUUUUUCCGUUUAAUCCGUAAGCCGGUAAUUUUAGUUUCAACUUUUGACUUGUUUCUUUGGGAACCAAUACCAAAAUCAUGACGUAAAAUUAAUUUCAAGGAUUUCCUGUGUCACGUGGUUUUCUGCAGAGAUGCAACCCUUUUUCGUUGCCAUGAUAUGAAGUGCAAAUCCAAGACGGCCGCCCGAACAAGACGCGAGAAAGAAAACGCCGAGUUCUAUGAACUGGCGAAGUUACUUCCCCUACCGUCCGCCAUUACUAGUCAGCUGGACAAGGCGUCCAUCAUACGGCUAUGUACCAGCUAUCUCAAAAUGAGGACGGUCUUCCCCGACGGACUAGGGGAUGGUUGGGGUCAAAGGUCACCGCCAAGAACCUUGCUGGAAAAGGAACUUGGAUCACACCUUCUUCAGACACUAGAUGGCUUCAUAUUCGUUGUUGCCCCAGACGGGAAAAUUAUGUACAUAUCCGAAACCGCAUCCGUCCAUUUGGGAUUGUCACAGGUAGAACUGACAGGAAACAGUAUUUAUGAGUAUGUACAUCCGGCAGAUCAUGAUGAAAUGACUGCGGUGCUCAAUUAUCACUCCUCCCCUUAUCCAUGCUGUUAUAAAGAGUUUGAAAUAGAACGGUCCUUUUUCAUUCGAAUGAAGUGUGUACUUGCCAAAAGGAAUGCGGGUCUUACUUCCGGUGGAUACAAGGUUAUUCACUGCGGGGGGUAUUUAAAAAUCAAACAAUACAACAUGGAGAUGUCUCCUUACGAGGGAUGUCAACAAAAUGUCGGACUAGUCGCCAUUGGUCAUUCACUUCCGCCCAGUGCCAUAACGGAAAUGAAGAUGUUCAAUAACAUGUUCAUGUUCCGUGCAAGCCUCGAUUUGAAACUCAUUUUUCUGGAUGCAAGGGUCGCUCAGCUGACUGGAUAUGAGCCCCAGGAUCUGAUAGAGAGGACCCUGUAUCAGUACAUCCAUGCCUGUGAUAUUCUACACAUGAGAUUUGCUCAUCACACACUUUUGUUAAAAGGUCAAGUCACCACAAAGUAUUAUCGUUUCCUGGCCAAGGACGGCGGAUGGGUCUGGAUACAAAGCUACGCUACAAUAGUUCACAACAGCAGAUCAUCUCGGCCACACUGUAUAGUGAGCGUGAACUAUGUUUUAAGUGAAGUUCAAGCAAGAGGUCUUCAGAUCCAGUUAGAACAAACUGUUCAGAAAGAGCUUUCCCCAUUCUCCACCCUCCCAGGUAGAUCUCCGGGAAAGUCAAGAUCGGCCAAGUCAAAACAUCGACGAUCACCUUACUCACAGAAUACAAGCAAUCAGGAAUUUCCUUCUGAGUUUGAGUUAGUUCCUGAAAUGGCUAGCACUGACUAUUGUCAUAUAAUACAACCGAAUCCACAUUACGAGGAUCCAAUGGGGAAGUUUGAGCCUCUCUAUGGGCAUGCGUUUCCAGGCGUCUUCCAUCCUGAUUACUUUCCUCAUCCAUCAUAUCAUCCACAAACUCAACCUUUUGCAGACGAUCGACACCAUUGUAAACUUGAAGCAGAAAAGUAUUUUCCAUAUAAGAACGUGGAUCAUCUCUCAUCAUGUAUGAAUUCAUCUAGUCCCAAAUUAACUCAUUUGGAUACAUCAACUGAAAGCAGGACUAACAUUUCACCUCGAUUCGAAUACAGGUCCGCUGGACCAUGUUCCCGUAGCAGCAGUCGUGAUGCUGUAUCCGGGUAUCCUUAUAGCAACCAAUCGGAAUCUUCCACGUCAGAAAUUGACGUAGGUAACGAUGAAAUUGAAAAACGAUCCUUAUCUUCAUCUUUUCAGCAAAAUCUUGAUACCGGUCAAAACACAAUCAAAGAGGAACAAUCACCAAAAACUUUCACAGCAACAGACAAUCACCCGCAUCCACAGUCACGUGGAAUUCAACAAUCUGUUAUCAUGCGUCAUAGAGCAAACAUCGUGCCCGACACAUUAACUGAUUCCCAAAAAUCAAUUCCCCAAAAUCAAACCAAAUACCCAGAUCACGAGGACAGAUCUGACCAACAUUUUCGUAAUCUACAGCAAAAUGGACAUACUGUUGGGGUGGAUCUACAUGAGAUUCAAGAUAGAAAUUUCAAUGCUCAAGAUAUUUAUUCGCAUUGUUUACGUGCUUCCUGUGCUUAUGACUCCUACACAAAUCAGACGGAUUACAGCCAAACCCCGAUCCCGACUCCUAAACAUUAUUCAUCCGUUCCUCAGCCCGGAUAUGCCAGUGUUAUUGUGGAUACUCAGCAGUACCAUUUAGCGAACGGUUAUGUGCAUUAGAUAUAUGCUUUUUAACAUGAGUUUUUAUAGGUUUUGUACAUUUUUCUCUCUCAGUUGCUUCCGUCUCCGGUGUGAGGAUAUCAGAGAGUUGUGUAACUCUAGGAACGGAUUAAAGGGAUAUGAUUUGUCAACUAAAUGUCAAAAUGUCAAGAACCAAGAAAAUACAUAUGUAUUGAAAAACGUUUUAGCGCCUCCUAUUCAACCAUGGAAAAGUAUUUGUACUUUGCUUGAACAAAAUUCUUUUGAUUGUCAUCAAAGAGACUUGAUUUCAAUCCCCUCCCCAUCCUCACAUCUGAAAUAAAAGUUUUCUACACGUCUACAAGUUUCUCAAAAAAUAAGCGGGUGCUAUUCCAAUAUCUAUACAACAAUGAAAUAAAUUUUGAACUUAGAAAUAUCAUUUUCCGUGUAUUAACCAGAUAUUGAUAAGAGAAAACAGUUGAAUAUGCAUUUAUAAAACCUAGAGAAUUCCGUACUCGAAAACGCGAAAAUAUAUGUAUAAUAUUUUUAAUCAGGAUUUAUUUGUCUUUUAUGUUUCAAUAUAUCCUAGAGUUUCUAUAGACCAACCUUGACGAAAUAAACUUUGAGAAAAAGGUCAUUUUCAAUAAAUAUAGAAUCAUACCUUCUACAAAAAUGCAGUAUUCAUUAAUGUCAGAAAAUACUCAAAAGAAAAGAAACCCGUAAAAGUAUGAACUCGUUCUUGUACCAGCACAUGUAAUUCAUCUAAUGCAUCAAUUGAAACGUUUUUUUUUUGCCUCUUCUUUUUUUUAAAAUUGUGUCAAUCAUAUCGUUUAAUUUCCAAUAUUAUGUAACUCUUCAGUACAGGGAGAUAAAAAUAUUAUUCAGAAAGCGAGAUUUUAAAUGAUCAGCUUGAUGGGUAACUAAAUUACUGACUGGUCAACUUAUUUCUCAGUCACAGAUUUUUUUUAUAAGUAUAUGUAGGUAUAUGUAGGUAAGAGUGAUGUAGUUUCCUAUAGUAUUUGUAAACAGGGUUUAAUUUUAAUAAGUUAUGUUAAUGAGAUGCCAUAAUAAAAUGAAUAAAAACCACAA